AUGAACGCGGUCUCCUCUCUCUCUCGCUCCUCCUCGUUGACGAGGUCCAUCUCUCUCACCUCCACGCAUGACUGGGAGGGCUGGAUCGGCGUGCAGGAUGACAAUGAGCUGCCCGAGCCUGACUCGCUGCACCUCGAGGAAGCGUCGCCCCCGCUCAAGCCCAUCAAGGACUCGCAUGCUCCGAGGACUGACGUGGCAGCAGAAGAGUUCGUGCUGCAGUCCCUCGGCAUCUCCUUGAGCAUGUGCGAGGGCGACCCCACCAAGCGCAUCACCGCCGUCUAUGGCAGCGCGAGCGUCGCGGGUGUCCACGAGUGCGACGAGCUGCUGGCGAUCAACGGGACCGACGUGUCCAGCAGUGAAGUGAACGGCUUCGACUGCAUUGAGAUGUGCAGGCAGGCGGCGCGGGAGAGCAGCCAUGUCGAGCUUGUCAUCCGCGACUUCGUGACGAUGCAGGAGAGGCAGGUGGAAGUGGAGACGAGCGAGAGCUGCCCGGCGAUGCGACUUGUGCGCGAGAGGUUCGCGUCCCCUCGUCCUCCCGUAGGCUCUCGUCGCAACACGCCGAGCAAGAGUGACUUGCCGUACCUGGACAAGGACUGUGACCUCUACGGCAGCUCCUCCACCAACUCCAGCGAGCACGCUGCAGCAGAAAGAUCGAGUGAAGCAGACCCUGAGCGACUGGGCGGGAUCACGUGGAAGUUUCCCACCAUCUGGUCGUGGAAGUUCGCGCUGCUCGUGGUCAUCUCAAGCGUCUUGACGGUUCUUGUGUGCUCGCUGCUGGACAGCAAGCUCAUGGUUGAGUUCAUCGCGACUAUCGAUCGGCUGGAGGGUUGGCUGCAGAACAUCCCCCUCUGCUCCUGCACCUACUACAUCCGAGGCAGCACAGUCUCCGUCCCCCUCUGCAGAGCUUGCAAACCUAAGGUCCUGCGGUACCUUGACUACGACAGCAAUGUUGGGGUGGCAUUAGAGAGGAGGAAGCUUUGCGACGUGAGGCCCUUCUGGCUCAUGGGGAAGUGUCACGGCAGCACAGAGACGGUGAAGUACCUUGGGACCUUCGCGACGUACGACGAGUGCGAAGCCGCAUGCUUGAGUUACAACGUGGGGAAGUUCAAGUGUCGCUCCGUGACGUAUCACCUGCGGUCCUAUCACGACCGCAAGUUCCGUCAGACUUGUUUUGCCGUCCUUCACUCGGGUUGGUUCAAGGUCCGUCAGUUCGGCGUCUGCACCGGCCGAGUCUUCGGGCCUCUCCUACAGCUGCAGCGCAUGCUGCAGUGGUGCCGCCACCAGCUGAAUAAGCGCAUCCUAUUAGGAUGGUGGUAUGACGGUCAACCAUGGGAGGUCGGCAUGACGCUGGUGCUUGUCAUCUUCGGGCUGAGUGGAGUGCGACGAUCUCCUUCCGCGCACCUCACCGACGAGGAGCUUGAUCUGUAG
Guillardia theta CCMP2712 is the source of this 1428-nucleotide messenger RNA. RefSeq lists its product as hypothetical. Bases 1 to 1428 code for a protein of 475 amino acids. NCBI's taxonomy places the organism in Eukaryota, Cryptophyceae, Pyrenomonadales, Geminigeraceae. Gene Ontology annotation, molecular function: protein binding. The record is from RefSeq and is a predicted model, not a curated record. The transcript is spliced from 11 exons.